This is a messenger RNA of Porites lobata, 12606 nucleotides long. NCBI's taxonomy places the organism in Eukaryota, Metazoa, Cnidaria, Anthozoa, Scleractinia, Poritidae. The record is from the annotation of a GenBank genome assembly.
AUGAAAACAAGAGAUGGUAGAGAUAAAGACAUUCAAGAUAAACAAGGAGUUGAAACGGAUUUCAAAAACAGAGAAGAGUCAUUUAAAGAUGCACCUACACCAAGCAACAACAUAAAAGGAAGUCAGCAGACACUAUUUCUGAGGGAAGAUGAAAAUAAGCAGAAGGCUAAAAUCACUGUUCACACAACAGAAGAGGAAAUGACAAGUAACAAAGAGCUCACGCCCGUAAGUGUUUGGUGUGGUUAUGAAACUACGUGAUCCUUUUAUAUACAGGGUGUCCCAAAAGUUUCGUUCCUCUAAUUUCAUGUGUUAUAACUUUUGAUCAAAACUUUAUUCUUUCAUGAAAUUUUAGAAGGUUUAAUAAUAUAACAUUAACUGUGUCAAUUUAGCCACACACAUCUUAUAAGUUACAUUUUCUAAUUAAUAGAUCCUGCAAUCUUCAGCUGAAAAUUCCCAUACCGUCAUGAAAACAACAGAUGGUAGAAAUAACGGCAUGCUAGAUAAAAGAGAAGUUGAAACUGAUGCCAAAGACAGAGAAGAGACAUUGAAAGAUACACCUAUAUCAAGGAACAGCAUAGAAGAAAGUGAGCAGACACUAUUUCCAAGGGAAGAUGGAAAUAAGCAGAAAGCUAAAAUCACUGUUCACACAAUAGAAGAGGCAAUGACAACCAACAAAGAGUGCACGCCCGUAAGUGUUUGGUGUGGUUAUGAUAAUGCAUGAUUCUUUUGUGUACUAGACUUUUUUGGCGCUUUAGUCAUGUUCUUGCUUCCCUGUACUCUUGACUAAUAUAUUGGAUCAGAGGUCCUAAGUUAGGAAAACGUCGCUUUAUAAAAAUUGAAUUCGAAUUGCUUCAAACUUUAUUGCACUUAUUCCAACCGAACUAUUUCAUUUUUUCAUAUGUUGGCAAACUUCUCUGGGGUUUAAUUCGAAAAGACUGUAUCGAAGUUCAGGAAAAGAAAAACAAAGUCGUUGUCUUGUGUUGACGUUUUGGCAAAAAACGUGAGCUUAGGCCACAUUUUAAUUUCGCGGUACUGCAGUGACGGCAAAGAAAUGUACAAAAAAGCGUGAUCAAGGGCAAAGUUUUUUUUUGUCAAUCUCAGGCUAUUAGUGUUGCUUUUUUCGAGUUCUCGUUCCCGUUACUGUCGUCGUCGUCGUCGUUGCUCAAGCUCUCUUUUGUUUACAAAAGAGUUUGCUUUGUAAAGGAGGUUAACAAGACAAACAAACACCGGAAAUUAGGCUCUUCGUCACGUCGAUGUUGUUGCAAUGUACAAAAAACCGUGAUGUACGUGCUAAGUUGUUGUUUUGCCAAUCUAAGGCCCUGUCUACACUAAUGCGUUUUGAAAAGUAUGCCUUUUUGUUGUCAUCGACAACGCGUCGAUUGAUUUGCAUCCACACUACUGUUUUGAUGCGUUUUCGACUGUCCAUAUUAAGAAGUUCGAAAACGACAGAGUUGCACUUUGAGAACUAACUUGAACAAUGUGCGCAUCCUACAAUCACACGCCUGCCAUAUUUCGUCUUUCUCUGAAGGCGUAGUCUAAUUUUUCUUCCAGGACCCUAAAAAGGGAUUUCUUAAGUUAAAUUCGGCUACAGGAGAAGAGAGUGGCAGAUACGCGCUGACUCAGACCAGAAGAAUCAUCACAAAUUUAGGAGAACAAGUUAGUUCCUCUACUAAUGACGAGGAAAUAUUCUGAAUUUCUUAUCAGCUUCUAUAUAGAGUACUUUGAAUAUAGACCAGAUUCGAGUAACAUACUGAGGCCUAACGAAUCAAGUUAGACGUAGAACAGGCCAACUGAAUUCCUUUCUUAACUUUGUUAACCAAGUUCGAUCGCUUCAGAUAUUUAAUUCAGCAUUGGCAAAAUAAUUCACAGAAAUAAGUGCCUCCUUUCCAGAAUGUUUUGGUACUAUUGUUUAACCUGAGAUGUUAAAAGGAAGCGUAAUAAUACAUCAUAAACUGUGUCAAUUUAGCCACACACAUUUAAUAACUUACAUUUCUUAAUCAACAGACCCUACAAUCUGCAGCUGAAAAUCUUCAAACCGUCAUGAAAACAACAGAUGGUAGAGAUAAAGACAUUCUAGAUAAACAAGAAGUUGAAACGGAUUUCAAAUACAGAGAAGAGUCAUUUAAAGAUGCACCUACACCAAGCAACAACAUAAAAGGAAGUCAGCAGGCACCAUUUCUGAGGGAAGAUGAAAAUAAGCAGAAGGCUGAAAUCACUGUUCACACAACAGAAGAGGCAAUGACAACUAACAAAGAGCGCACGCCCGUAAGUAUUUGGUGUGGUUAUGAAACUACGUGAUCCUUUUAAAUACAGGGUGCCCCAAAAGUUUCGUUCCUCUAAUUUCAUGUGUUAAAACUUUUGAUCAAAACUUUUUUCUUGCAUGAAAUUUUAGAAGGUUUAAUAAUAUAACAUUAACUGUGUCAAUUUAGCCACACACAUUUUAUAACUUACAUUUUCUAAUUAAUAGAUCCUGCAAUCUUCAGCUGAAAAUUUCCAAACCGUCAUGAAAACAACAGAUGGUAGAAAUAACGAAAUUCUAAAUAAACAAGGAGUUGAAACUGAUGCCAAAGACAGAGAAGAGACAUUAAAAGAUGCUCCUAUAUCAAGGAACAGCAUAAAAGAAAGUCAGCAGACACUAUUUCCGAGGGAAGAUGAAAAUAAGCAGAAGGCUAAAAUCACUGUUUGCACAAUAGAAGUGGCAAUGACAACCAACGAAGAGGGCACGCCCGUAAGUGUUUGGUGUGGUUUUGAUAAUGCAUGAAUUUUUUGUGUACUAGACUUUUUUGGCGCUUUAGUCAUGUUCUCGCUUCCCUUUACUCGUGACUGAUAUAUUGGAUCAGAGGUCCUAAGUUAGGAAAACGUCGCUUUAUAAACAUUGAAUUCGAAUUGCUUCAAACUUUAUUGCACUUAUUCCAACCGAACUAUUUCAUUUUUUCAUAUGUUGGCAAACUUCUCUGGGGUUUAAUUCGAAAAGACUGUAUCGAAGUUCAGUAAAAGAAAAACAAAGUCGUUGUCUUGUGUUGACGUUUUGGCAAAAAAACGUAAACUUAGGCCACAUUUUAAUUUCGCGGUAUUGCAGUGACGGCAAAGAAAUGUACAAAAAAGCGUGAUCAAGUGCAAAGUUGUUUUUUGUCAAUCUCAGGCUAUUAGUGUUGCUUUUUUCGAGUUCUCGUUGCCGUUCCUGUCGUCGUCGUCGUAGUUGCUCAAGCUUCCUAUUUUUUUUUUACAAAAGAGUUCGCUUUGUAAAGGAGGUUAACAAGACAAAUACUUUCUCGUUCACGUCAUUUACAAAACCCCGGAAAUUGGGCUCUUAGUGACGUCGAUGUUGUUGCAAUGUACAAAAAACCGUGAUGUACGUGUUAAGUUUUUGUUUUGCUAAUCUAAGGCCCUGUCCACACUAAUGCGUUUUCAAAAGUAUGCCUUUUUGUUGUCUUCGACAACUUAACGCGUCGAUUGAUUUGCGUCCACACUACUGUUUUGAUGCGUUUUCGACUGUCCAUAUUAAGAAGUUUGAAAACGACAGAGUUGCACUUUGAGAACUAACUUGAACAAUGUGAGCAUCCUACAAUCACACGCCUGCAAUAUUUCAUUUGUCUCUGAAGGCGUGUUCUAAUUUUUCUUUCCUGACCCUAAAGAGGGCUUUCUUAAGUUAAAUUCGGCUUCAGGAGAGGAGAGUGGCAGAUACUCGGUGAUUCAGAUUAGAAGAAUCAUCACAAAUUUAGGAGCGCAAGUUUGUUACACUACUAAUGAGGAGGAAAUAUUCUAAAUUUCUUAUCAGCUCUCUAUAUAGACCAGAUUCAAGUAACAUACUAAGGCUUAACGAAUCACGUUAGACGUAGAACAGGCCAACUGAAAUUCCUUUGGUAACUUCGUUAUCCAAGUUCAAUCCUUUUGAUAUUUAAUUCAGGAUUGUGAAAAGAAUUCACAGAAACAUGUGCCUCUGCUUGUGACUGGAAUAAAAAAAGCAGGUCCUCUUUUCCAGAAUGUUUUGGUACUAUUGUUUAACCUGAGAUGUCCAAAGGAAGCGUAAUAAUACAGCAUAAACUGUGUCAAUUUAGCCACACAUAUUCAAUAACUUAAAUUUUUUAAAUUACAGACCCUACAAUCCUCAGCUGAAAAUCUUCAAACCGUCAUGAAAACAACAGAUGGUAGAGAUGAAGACAUUCUAGAUAAACAAGGAUUUGAAACGGAUGGCAAAGACAGAGAAGAGACAUUGAAAGAUGCUCCUACACCAAGUAACAACAUAGAAGGAAGUCAGCAGUCACUAUUUCUGAGGGAAGAUGAAAAUAAGCAGAUGGCUAAAAUCACUGUUCACACAACAGAAAAGGCAAUGACAACUAACAAAGAGCGCACGCCCGUACGUGUUUGGUGUGGUUAUAUGAUAAUGCGUGAUCCUCUUUUAUACUAGACUUUUUUUCCUCGCUUAGAUGUUUGAAGGAAGAGUAAUAAUUUAACAUUAACUGUGUCAAUUUAGCCACACACAUUUUAUAACUGACAUUUUGUAAUCAACAGACCCUACAAUCUUCAGCUGAAAAUUACCAAACCGUCAUGAAAACAACAGAUGGUAGAGAUAAAGACAUUCAAGAUAAACAAGGAGUUGAAACAGAUUUCAAAUGCAGAGAAGAGUCACUGAAAGAUGCACCAACACCAAGCAACAACAUAAAAGGAAGUCAGCAGACACUAUUUCUGAGGGAAGAUGAAAACAAGCAGGAAGCUAAAAUUACUGUUCACACAACAGAAGAGGCAAUGGCAACUAACAAAGAGCGACCGGCCGUAAGUAUUUGGUGUGCUUAUGAUAAUGCGAGUUUUUUGGCGCUUUAGUCAUGUUGUUACUCCCCUUUAGUUUUGACUGGUAUCUUGGCUUAGACGUCCUAACUUAGCAAUAGUGAGCUUAGGCAAGAAAUACAGCAUUAGUUACGAAAACGCCACUUCAUUAAAAGUGAAAUCAAUUUGCUUCAAACUUUAACGCACUUAUUCCAACCAAACUCCUUCAUUUCGUCAAAAGUUGGCAAAUUUGUUCUGGGGUUUAAUUCUAAAAGACUUGGUUCAAGUUCGGGAAAAGAAAAAGAAAGUCGUUUCUUGUGUGUUCACGUUUUCCGCAAAGCGUGAACUUAGGCCGCAUUUUCACGUCGCAGUCUUGCAGUGAUGCCAAAAAAAAAUGUACAAAAAGCGUGAUGCACGUGGAAAGACGUUUUUUUGCCAAUCUAAGCCUAUUAGUAUUGCUUUUUUACCGUUCUCGUUGUCGUUACUGGCGUCGUCGUCGUUGCUUCAGCUCCCUAUUGUUCAUAAACGUGUUUGCUUUGUAAAUGACGUUAACAAGACAACUACUUUCUUUCGUCUGGUUGACGUCUUUCACAAAAACGUAAUUAAACCUUGAAAUUAGACGCUUAGUCACGUCGUUGUUGUUGCAAUGUACAAAAAACCGUGAUGUAGAGUAUUAACAGCCGCAAAGGGAAAUAAAACCGAACGCUUUAUUCGUUCAUCUGCUCUGCUCGACAACAAGUCAACUCACUCAGUCUACGCCCGCUCACACUGUUCAGUUCCCUUAUGUCCUGCGCGUACAACCGCUGUACGCUAUGCACUACAACCUCUGUACACUACAUUCUCUCUUCACUCGUACAUGCACUUACAUCAAUGAAAAUUACGCAAACAAUAUAUUUACUUUCAACUUAAACAAUCUUAGAAUACAAAAAUGCAAUCAACCAAGUCCUUGCCGAAUAGCAAUAUAAAUAAAGCUGAGUUCAAUGGAAAGACUGAAUCUUUCGAAAAAACUAGACUUAAUACAAAACAUAAUCGCUCCAAGUUUUUUGUCGUUCGGUAACCCUUCCAGAUCUCUUUAGAGGGGGUAACCCUUACAGAUCUCCUUAGAGGGGGUGGCUGCUCAGCACCCGAGACUGGGACCUUAGGGGGUAUUUCCACUGCUGCUGGCGGUAAAGACGUCCUUGGAAUCUCUGCUUGUGCUGUUGUUGUAAUAGGUGUCCCCGACUUUGGUGUCAUAGCUUGUGUAGCUGACGCAGACCCAGCUGUUGCAGACGCAGAUCCAAGCUCUGACUGUGAAGCCGCCCUUUUAUGGUCUGGAAUGUUAAAAGGUUUAAUAUGGUGCAUAUUUCUCCUGUACUCGCCUCUGUUUGACGACAUCAACACAACUUGAUCCCCGUACCAAGCCAUUACCUCAUAUGGCUCCUUCUCAUACGACGAGGAUAACUUGUUUUCUCUCUUCUGUUCCAACAGAACCCAGUCUCCCUCUCGCACGUCUCGCUCUCUUGCAUGGAACGUUUUGUCAACAUACUCCUUGUUUGCCUUCUUUUUUUGGGUGUCACGGUCUCUGGCUUCUUGGUCAGUUGUGUCUGCGUCCUCAUCAUCUAAACCCAUAAGCUCAGACGUUUUACUGUUUAGUACUCUUCUAAAGAGCAACUCUGCCGGACUCUUCCCCGUUUUCGAGUAGGGUGUGCACCUGUAUGCUAAGAGAAACUUGUUUAAUUCUUCCCUCCAAUUUUUUCCCUCCGUGUGGGCUACUCUAGUAGCUUUCAAUGGAGUCCUAUUCUGCCUUUCCACCUCACCAUUGGCCCUUGGCCACAGAGAGGUUGUAUGUUGGUGUUCAACUCCCAUUUCUUUUAGAUUAUCCUCAAUCUCGUUGGCUACUAAAUUUGGGCUUUUGACAAUCCGCAAACUCUUGGGUAUUCCAUAUCUCGCAAACUGAGCAAUUAGACGCUGAAUAAUUAUCUUGCUCGUGGUUGCCCUGACAACGUCAACCUCUAUCCACCUGCUGUGAUAAUCCACCAGGCCUGGCAGAUUCUCCCCUGACGGAAGUGGACCCAAUAUAUCCAUAGCUAAAUCUUCUCAUGGUCGCUGAGGCAUAGGAGUAGGUUUCGCCGAAAUGGCACGUGCAAACUUCUUGUUUUGUUCAUCUAAGGCCCUGUCCACACUACUCCGUUUUCAAAAAAGUAUGCGUUUCGUUGUCAUCGACAACACAUCGAUUGAUUUGCGUCCACACUACCGUUUUGAUGCGUUUUCGACUGUCCAUAUUAGGGACUUUAAGAUCCAACGACUCCGACGACAACGAAAACGUAAACAAACCAAAAGGUUCAAUAAGCAAUGACAACAACUUUGCACGUGCAUCACGCUUUUUUGUGCAUUUCUUUCCCGUUUUUGCACGACUACCACGUUGAAAUCGCUAAUUUCGCUUUUUAUGGAGGAAAUAAACAAACAACGACGAACUUUUAUUUCUCUUUUUCAACUUAGAGAUACUCCUCAGGAAUUCAAUCCCAGGGGGGUUCGCCUACAUUUGACAAAGUAAGUGGAUAGGAAUAAUUGCGAUAAAGACUGAAAGAACGCAAAUUCACUUUUUAAGCGUCGUUCUCGUUGCUGUUGCGUCGUUGAAUCUUAAAGUCCCUAUUAAGAAGUUAGGAAACAAUAGAGUUGCACGUUGAGAAGUAAGUUAACCAUGUGCGCAUCCUACAAUCACGCGCCUGCGAUAUUUCGUCUGUCUCUAAAAGCGUGUUCUAAUUUUACCUUUAGGAUCCUAAAGAGGACUUCCUUAAGUUAAAAUCGCUUUCAGGAGAAGAAAGUGGCAGAGACACGUUGACUCAGACCAGAAGAAUCAUCACAAAUUCGGGAGGACAAGUUAGUUCCACUAAUAAUGUCGAGGAAAUAUCUGACUUUGUUAUUAACUUCUUCCUAAACCAUAUUCGCGCUUUAUUAACGCCCUUAAGAAGAAAAACACUAAUAAUACAUUAAAUUAUUCAGAGUAACAAACUGAGGCCUAAAAAAUCAAGUUAGACGUAGAACAGGCCAACUAAAUUCCUUUGUUAACUUCGUUAACCAAGUUCGAUCCCAUCUAAUUUAGCAUUGUAAAAAGAAUUCACAGAAACAUGAGCCUCUACUUGUGACUAGAAUAAAAAGCAGGUAUUCCUUUCCAGAAUGUUUUUCAUCGGCCCUAGCUAGUUUAAGUGAGAAGUUUAAAGGAAGCGUAAUAAUACAGCAUAAACUGUGUCAAUUUAGCCACACACAUUUAGUAACUUACAUUUUUUUAAUUAACAGAGCCUACAAUCUUCAGCUGAGUAUUCCGAAACCGUCAUGAAAACAAGAGAUGGUAGAGAUAAAGACAUUCAAGAUAAACAAGGAGUUGAAACGGAUUUCAAAUACAGAGAAGAGUCAUUUAAAGAUGCACCUACACCAAGCAACAACAUAAAAGGAAGUCAGAAGACACUAUUUCUGAGGGAAGAUGAAAAUCAGCAGAAGGCUAAAAUCACUGUUCACACAACAGAAGAGGAAAUGACAAGUAACAAAGAGCUCACGCCCGUAAGUGUUUGGUGUGGUUAUGAAACUACGUGAUCCUUUUAUAUACAGGGUGUCCCAAAAGUUUCGUUCCUCUAAUUUCAUGUGUUAUAACUUUUGAUCAAAACUUUAUUCUUUCAUGAAAUUUUAGAAGGUUUAAUAAUAUAACAUUAACUGCGUCAAUUUAGCCACACGCAUUUUAUAACUUACAUUUUCUAAUUAAUAGAUCCCGCAAUCUUCAGCUGAAAAUUCCCAUACCGUCAUGAAAACAACAGAUGGUAGAAAUAACGGCAUGCUAGAUAAAAACGAAGUUGAAACUGAUGCCAAAGACAGACAAGAGACAUUGAAAGAUACACCUAUAUCAAGGAACAGCAUAGAAGAAAGUGAGCAGACACUAUUUCCAAGGGAAGAUGGAAAUAAGCAGAAAGCUAAAAUCACUGUUCACACAAUAGAAGAGGCAAUGACAACCAACAAAGAGUGCACGCCCGUAAGUGUUUGGUGUGGUUAUGAUAAUGAAUGAUUCUUUUGUGUACUAGACUUUUUUGGCGCUUUAGUCAUGUUCUUGCUUCCCUGUACUCUUGACUAAUAUAUUGGAUCAGAGGUCCUAAGUCAGGAAAACGUCGCUUUAUAAAAAUUGAAUUCGAAUUGCUUCAAACUUUAUUGCACUUAUUCCAACCGAACUAUUUCAUUUUUUCAUAUGUUGGCAAACUUCUCUGGGGUUUAAUUCGAAAAGACUGUAUCGAAGUUCAGUAAAAGAAAAACAAAGUCGUUGUCUUGUGUUGACGUUUUGGCAAAAAACGUGAGCUUAGGCCGCAUUUUAAUUUCGCGGUAUUGCAGUGACGGCAAAGAAAUGUACAAAAAAGCGUGAUCAAGGGCAAAGUUUUUUUUUUUGUCAAUCUCAGGCUAUUAGUGUUGCUUUUUUCGAGUUCUCGUUCCCGUUACUGUCGUCGUCGUCGUCGUUGCUCAAGUUCUCUUUUGUUUACAAAAGAGUUUGCUUUGUAAAGGAGGUUAACAAGACAAACAAACACCGGAAAUUAGGCUCUUCGUCACGUCGAUGUUGUUGCAAUGUACAAAAAACCGUGAUGUACGUGCUAAGUUGUUGUUUUGCCAAUCUAAGGCCCUGUCUACACUAAUGCGUUUUGAAAAGUAUGCCUUUUUGUUGUCAUCGACAACGCGUCGAUUAAUUUGCAUGCACACUACUGUUUUGAUGCGUUUUCGACUGUCCAUAUUAAGAAGUUCGAAAACUACAGAGUUGCACUUUGAGAACUAACUUGAUCAAUGUGCGCAUCCUACAAUCACACGCCUGCCAUAUUUCGUCUUUCUCUGAAGGCGUAGUCUAAUUUUUCCUCCAGGACCCUAAAAAGGGAUUUCUUAAGUUAAAUUCGGCUACAGGAGAAGAGAGUGGCAGAUACGCGCUGACUCAGACCAGAAGAAUCAUCACAAAUUUAGGAGAACAAGUUAGUUCCUCUACUAAUGACGAGGAAAUAUUCUGAAUUUCUUAUCAGCUUCUAUAUAGAGUACUUUGAAUAUAGACCAGAUUCGAGUAACAUACUGAGGCCUAACGAAUCAAGUUAGACGUAGAACAGGCCAACUGAAUUCCUUUCUUAACUUUGUUGACCAAGUUCGAUCGCUUCAGAUAUUUAAUUCAGCAUUGGCAAAAUGUAUAAUUCACAGAAAUAAGUGCCUCUGCCUGUGACUGGAAUAGAAAGCUGGUCCUCCUUUCUAGAAUGUUUUGGUACUAUUGUUUAACCUGAGAUGUUAAAAGGAAGUGUAAUAAUACAUCAUAAACUGUGUCAAUUUAGCCACACACAUUUAAUAACUUACAUUUCUUAAUCAACAGACCCUACAAUCUUCAGCUGAAAAUCUUCAAACCGUCAUGAAAACAACAGAUGGUAGAGAUAAAGACAUUCUAGAUAAACAAGAAGUUGAAACGGAUUUCAAAUACAGAGAAGAGUCAUUUAAAGAUGCACCUACACCAAGCAACAACAUAAAAGGAAGUCAGCAGACACCAUUUCUGAGGGAAGAUGAAAAUAAGCAGAAGGCUAAAAUCACUGUUCACACAACAGAAGAGGCAAUGACAACUAACAAAGAGCGCACGCCCGUAAGUAUUUGGUGUGGUUAUGAAACUACGUGAUCCUUUUAAAUACAGGGUGCCCCAAAAGUUUCGUUCCUCUAAUUUCAUGUGUUAUAACUUUUGAUCAAAACUUUAUUCUUGCAUGAAAAUUUAGAAGGUUUAAUAAUAUAACAUUAACUGUGUCAAUUUAGCCACACACAUUUUAUAACUUACAUUUUCUAAUUAAUAGAUCCUGCAAUCUUCAGCUGAAAAUUUCCAAACCGUCAUGAAAACAACAGAUGGUAGAAAUAACGAAAUUCUAAAUAAACAAGGAGUUGAAACUGAUGCCAAAGACAGAGAAGAGACAUUAAAAGAUGCUCCUAUAUCAAGGAACAGCAUAAAAGAAAGUCAGCAGACACUAUUUCCGAGGGAAGAUGAAAAUAAGCAGAAGGCUAAAAUCACUGUUUGCACAAUAGAAGUGGCAAUGACAACCAACGAAGAGGGCACGCCCGUAAGUGUUUGGUGUGGUUUUGAUAAUGCAGAUUCUUUUGUGUACUAGACUUUUUUGGCGCUUUAGUCAUGUUCUUGCUUCCCUUUACUCGUGACUGAUAUAUUGGAUCAGAGGUCCUAAGUUAGGAAAAAGUCGCUUUAUAAACAUUGAAUUCGAAUUGCUUCAAACUUUAUUGCACUUAUUCCAACCGAACUAUUUCAUUUUUUCAUAUGUUGGCAAACUUCUCUGGGGUUUAAUUCGAAAAGAGUGUAUCGAAGGCAGUAAAAGAAAAACAAAGUCGUUGUCUUGUGUUGACGUUUUGGCAAAAAAACGUGAACUUAGGCCGCAUUUUAAUUUCGCGGUAUUGCAGUGACGGCAAAGAAAUGUACAAAAAAGCGUGAUCAAGUGCAAAGUUGUUUUUUGUCAGUCUCAGGCUAUUAGUGUUGCUUUUUUCGAGUUCUCGUUGCCGUUCCUGUCGUCGUCGUCGUAGUUGCUCAAGCUUCCUAUUCUUUACAAAAGAGUUCGCUUUGUAAAGGAGGUUAACAAGACAAAUACUUUCUUGUUCACGUCAUUUACAAAACCCCGGAAAUUGGGCUCUUAGUCACGUCGAUGUUGUUGCAAUGUACAAAAAACCGUGAUGUACGUGUUAAGUUUUUGUUUUGCUAAUCUAAGGCCCUGUCCACACUAAUGCGUUUUCAAAAGUACGCCUUUUUGUUGUCUUCGACAACUUAACGCGUCGAUUGAUUUGCGUCCACACUACUGUUUUGAUGCGUUUUCGACUGUCCAUAUUAAGAAGUUUGAAAACGACAGAGUUGCACUUUGAGAACUAACUUGAACAAUGUGAGCAUCCCACAAUCACACGCCUGCCAUAUUUCAUUUGUCUCUGAAGGCGUGUUCUAAUUUUUCUUUCCUGACCCUAAAGAGGGCUUUCUUAAGUUAAAUUCGGCUUCAGGAGAGGAGAGUGGCAGAUACUCGGUGAUUCAGAUUAGAAGAAUCAUCACAAAUUUAGGAGCGCAAGUUUGUUACACUACUAAUGAGGAGGAAAUAUUCUAAAUUUCUUAUCAGCUCUCUAUAUAGACCAGAUUCAAGUAACAUACUAAGGCUUAACGAAUCACGUUAGACGUAGAACAGGCCAACUGAAAUUCCUUUGGUAACUUCGUUAUCCAAGUUCAAUCCUUUUGAUAUUUAAUUCAGGAUUGUGAAAAGAAUUCACAGAAACAUGUGCCUCUGCUUGUGACUGGAAUAAAAAGCAGGUCCUCUUUUCCAGAAUGUUUUGGUACUAUUGUUUAACCUGAGAUGUCCAAAGGAAGCGUAAUAAUACAGCAUAAACUGUGUCAAUUUAGCCACACAUAUUCAAUAACUUAAAUUUUUUAAAUUACAGACCCUACAAUCCUCAGCUGAAAAUCUUCAAACCGUCAUGAAAACAACAGAUGGUAGAGAUGAAGACAUUCUAGAUAAACAAGGAUUUGAAACGGAUGGCAAAGACAGAGAAGAGACAUUGAAAGAUGCUCCUACACCAAGUAACAACAUAGAAGGAAGUCAGCAGUCACUAUUUCUGAGGGAAGAUGAAAAUAAGCAGAUGGCUAAGAUCACUGUUCACACAACAGAAGAGGCAAUGACAACUAACAAAGAGCGCACGCCCGUACGUGUUUGGUGUGGUUAUCAUAAUGCGUGAUCCUCUUUUACACUAGACUUUUUUGGCGCUUAGAUGUUUGAAGGAAGAGUAAUAAUUUAACAUUAACUGUGUCAAUUUAGCCACACACAUUUUAUAACUGACAUUUUGUAA